Molecule: messenger RNA, 2340 nt
Organism: Arvicola amphibius (Eurasian water vole)
Lineage: Eukaryota; Metazoa; Chordata; Mammalia; Rodentia; Cricetidae
Gene: Sox30
Product: SRY-box transcription factor 30
Exons: 5
Coding region: 1-2340 (779 amino acids)
Biological process (GO): regulation of transcription by RNA polymerase II
Cellular component (GO): nucleus
Molecular function (GO): sequence-specific double-stranded DNA binding; DNA-binding transcription factor activity, RNA polymerase II-specific
Source: RefSeq, a predicted model, not a curated record
AUGGAGAGAGCCAGACCGGAGCCGCCGCCGCAGCCGCGCCAACCGCCGCGGCCCACCCCACCGCGCCCGUUGCGCCCCGCUCCGCCCGCGCAGCAGCCCGUCGAGGCCGCCACCUUCCGGGCCGCGACCGCCGAGCGCCCGGAGUCGCCGCCGGCCCAAGCCUCGGCCGCCAUCGCCGCAGCGGCCUCAUCGUGCGGGGACGCCUCGGCAGCCGGUGCGCAGGCUGGGACGCGUCGUCUGCUGCAAGUGAAGCCGGAGCAGGUGCUGCUGCUGCCGCCGCCGCCCGGGCCGCUGUUACCGCAGGCUCCUGACGAGGGUGCGGCCGCCGCUGCCGCCGCCGCUGCUGCCGCCGUCGCGUCGUCCGCGCAGGCGCGCCUGCUGCAGCUGAGACCGGAGCUGCUGCUGUUGCCGCCGCCGUCGGCGGCCGACGGAGGCCCUUGCAGGCCAGAGCUGCGCUCCAUGCAGCCCCGGACGCUGCUCGUCAAGGCCGAGAAGCAGGAGCUGGGGGCGGGCUUGGACCUGUCGGUGGGAUCUCGGAGGACCACCGAGGCUGGCCCCAGAGCCUCCAGGGCCGCCAAGUUGGAUGGCACCGGGAAGGCCCUCGACGGCCGCCGAGGGGAGGAGAAGAAAGCCAAGCUGGAGGUGGAGGAGGCCUCGAGGGAUGCGCUGAAAGGCGGCGAAGGCAGGAGCCUGCUUGUCGGAGAAGGAGUCAUCAAGACCGAAGAGCCAGACAGACUCAGGGACGAUUGCAGACUGGGCACGGAAGCCGCGUCCAAUGGCCUGGUCCACGGCAGCAAGGAUGCUCUCCUGGCCCAGCCGCCCAGCGCUUUUGGGCCACACCAGCAAGACCUAAGGUUCCCUUUGACUCUCCACGCGGUCCCUCCUGGGGCCCGUAUCCAAUUUCAGGGGCCUCCGGCUUCUGAGCUAAUACGCUUGUCCAAGGUUCCCUUGACACCAGUGCCAAUUAAAAUGCAGUCCUUACUGGAGCCUUCUGUAAAAAUUGAAACCAAAGAUGUCCCCCUCACCGUGCUUCCCUCAGACGCAGGAAUACCUGAUACUCCCUUCAGUAAGGACAGAAAUGGCCAUGUGAAGCGACCUAUGAAUGCAUUUAUGGUUUGGGCAAGAAUCCACCGUCCAGCACUAGCCAAAGCUAACCCAGCCGCAAACAAUGCAGAAAUCAGUGUCCAGCUCGGGUUAGAGUGGAACAAACUUAGUGAAGAACAAAAGAAACCCUAUUAUGAUGAAGCACAAAAGAUUAAAGAAAAGCACAGAGAGGAAUUUCCUGGUUGGGUUUAUCAGCCUCGUCCAGGGAAGCGGAAACGCUUCCCUCUAAGUGUUUCCAAUGUAUUUUCUGGUACCACACAGAAUAUUAUCUCUACAAAUCCUACAACAAUUUAUCCUUAUCGCUCACCUACCUACUCUGUGGUAAUUCCCGGCCUUCAGAACACCAUCACUCAUCCAGUUGGUGAAGCCCCACCUGCUAUCCAGCUGCCCACACCUGCAGUCCAGCGCCCAAGCCCCAUCACACUUUUCCAGCCCAGCGUCUCCAGCACUGGCCCGGUGGCUGGUCCGCCUCCAAGUCUGACGCCCCGCCCAUCACUCCCUCCUCAGCGCUUCACCGGGCCGCCACAAACAGACGUUCAUAGGCUUCCUUCGGGAACCAGUCGCUCUGUGAAGAGACCCACUCCAGUGUCUUUGGAGAGCACCAGCAGGAUUCCAGCUGGUGCAAGUACUGCCCAUGCCAGAUUUGCAACCUCACCUAUCCAGCCUCCCAAGGAAUAUGCCAGCGUUUCCACGUGUCCCCGAAGCACUCCAAUUCCCCCAGCUACUCCCAUUCCACACUCACACGUCUAUCAGCCCCCGCCCCUUGGUCAUCCAGCCACACUUUUUGGGACACCACCACGAUUCUCGUUUCAUCACCCUUACUUCCUACCUGGACCUCAUUACUUCCCAUCAAGCACGUGCCCUUAUAGUCGGCCUCCUUUUGGCUAUGGGAAUUUUCCAAGUUCAAUGCCAGAAUGUCUUGGUUACUAUGAAGACAGGUACCAAAAGCAUGAGGCUAUAUUUUCAGCUUUGAAUAGAGACUAUCCUUUCAGAGACUACCCAGAUGAGCACACACACAGUGAAGAUUCUCGGAGCUGUGAGAGCGUGGACGGGCCCCCGUACUACAACAACCACGGGCACAGUGGAGAAGAGUACUUGAAUCCCAUGGCUCCACUGGACAUUGGAGCCCUGGAGAAUGUCUUCACAGCCCCAGCGUCAGCUCCCUCUGGCGUCCAGCAAGUCAAUGUCACCGACAGCGACGAGGAGGAAGAGGAAAAAGUGCUCAGGAAUUUAUAA